Messenger RNA from Durusdinium trenchii, 1455 nucleotides. Lineage: Eukaryota; Dinophyceae; Suessiales; Symbiodiniaceae. The record is from the annotation of a GenBank genome assembly.
AUGCUGCCUUCGCCCGGUUUAUUCGGGCGGUGUAGGAAACGGAGGAAGCUCGCAGCUCGCAGCCCCAUCCGUGGCCCGUGUGGCGCCUUGAAGGAGGCUCAAGAGCUCACCGUGCGCCUGUCCCGCCUUGCGCGGAAGAACGACUGGCGUCGUGCAGCUGACGCUGUGACCCAAGCCAGUGGCCUGAGUGAUGCACGCGGGGAGACGGCCAAGAUGACAGCAUUGGCAGCUGCCGGAAGGUGGUUUGCUGCCUGGCAUCAUUUGCAGAGACUUUUUCUGGUGCCGACCCUCCGAGUGGACGUGGUGAUGUUGAAUGUGGUCCUGUCCGCCGGAGCCACGUCAAGCCCUUGGCAGAUGAAGCGUCAAGCCCUGCAGACUCUCCGGGAGAAGGGCGUUGACCCUGACGCUCGCUCGGUCUUGCGCUUGAUGGGAGGCCCUUGGCUUCAAGCACGGAGCCUGUUACGGCAGUUGGGCCAGCAGGUGGAAAUGAAUCUCAUCGUGAUGAACGCGGCUCUGGCAGCAGGAGCUCAGGAGCUGAAGGACCUUCAAUCCUGGCGUCUGGAGCGAUUGGAACCAGAUGUGAUCUCCUUCAACACGUGUGCGGAUUUGGCCAUCAAAGCAGGACGUUGGCCAGAGGCUCAGCAGAUGUUGCAGGACUUGAAGGACGAAGACCUCCAGCCGAACGUGGUAUCGAUGAAUCUGAAGUUGGCAGCAUCUAGCUGGCCGAAAGCUCUUCAUUUGCAAGGCACAUCGGGUGUGCAGCUCGACUUGGUGUCCUUCUCCAGUACGCUGGCAGCUUGCGAGCGCAAGAGUCAUUGGAUAGCAGCGGUGGAAGUGCUGGAAGUGAAGAGACAGCGGAGCACCCUCGCCGACGCCGUGUGCUUCAACUCCGCCGUGAGCGCUUGCUGCAAGGGCGAGACGUGCCGUUGGAGUCAUGGUCUUCAAAUCUUCGCAGAGCACAUCUAUGGGCAAUCUGAUGAAGAGAUCGCAGGGACUGCACUUCUAGCGGCCUGCCAACGCCAAGAGGAGUGGCCCUGGUGCUUGCAACUGCUGGAGUUCCUCGAGCGGAAGCGCGGCAGGGCAGACCGUGCGGCCUACACUGCUACACUCUUGGCAUGCGCCAAGGCCUUGCAGAUGGCCACGUCGACGUGGCUCCUGGACGCUGUCGAGUCGGAGCCCAACAUGGUGGUGGUGAACGUCCAAGUGCAGCUCCACCAGGCCACCGGUCGUUGGACCGCUGCGCUGGAGCUCUUCGCCUCGUUGUCGCCGCGGCGCCUGGCACCGGACGCCGCGACACUCCUGGCGACCCUGGCCGCCACGGCGCGCGGUGGCGCCGGACGCGCGUGGCGCCGGGCGGCGGAGCUGUUGCGAGGAGCCCGCAGCAGAGGGUUGAAGCCAGAGUCUUGGAGUGCAAGGGGAAGAUCAGGGCGAAUAUGCGUGAAUUACAAGUGCUAA